AUGGAUACUGUUCAUCUAACAAAUAAAGAUUUUCACACCAUUUUCACAAACAAAAGGAGAUAUGACAAUCCUACAGGUGGGAUUUAUCAGAUUUUGCAUACUAAGAAGAAAGAUGACACUGUUGCUCCCAAGAAGUUCUUAGUGAUGCUGUCCGACGGUGAGUUUAAGAUGAAGGCAUUAAUUAGAGAUGAUGCUGCUAGCAACUUCUUGAAACUGAAUCUGCAGAGAGGUGACGUGAUCCGUGUGACUAGUGCAGAAGCAGCGAUUGUCAAGGAAAGAAAGAAGUAUGUUUUGAUAAUCGAUGAUUUUGAUACUGUUAAAAUGGGUGUUGAAAUUAUCAAUGACAGAAGCGAAUUUGUAGAUAGUUAUUUGGCGGCCCAUCCAGGGGAAGAUCUUGAUGAAACUGCUACCCCCGAUCAAGCGCAAUAUGCACAGCCAGCAUCAAGACAGCAGGAACCUCCACAUAUGCCAACCAAAAAUCAGCAGCAAUACCAAGGAAUGAACUCAUCUGAAAAGACGAGGCCUAUAUUCGCCAUCGAACAAUUAUCUCCGUAUCAAAACGUUUGGACAAUUAAAGCAAGAGUUUCUUUCAAAGGUGAUAUCAAGACCUGGCACAAUCAGAGGGGUGAUGGUAAAUUGCUGAACGUCAAUUUCUUGGAUACAUCCGGUGAAAUCAGGGCUACAGCUUUCAACGAUAUGGCUGAUAAGCUAAAUGAAAAGCUUCAGGAAGGUAAAGUAUAUUAUGUGUCCAAAGCAAGGCUACAACCCGCUAAACCACAGUUUUCUAAUCUAUCCCAUCCUUACGAGUUAAGUAUGGACAGGGAAACGGUAAUAGAAGAAUGUUACGACGAAAGCAAUGUUCCAAAGACUCAUUUCAACUUUAUAAAGCUAAAUGCAAUUCAGAAUCAGGAAGUUAAUUGUUCGGUGGAUGUUUUAGGAAUUGUUCAAACCGUUAAUCCUCAUUUUGAGCUUACCUCCAAAGCAGGUAAAAAAUUUGAUCGUCGUGAUAUCUCUAUUAUAGAUGAUUCCGGAUACUCAAUUUCAGUUGGUCUUUGGAAUCAACAGGCUUUAGAGUUCAACUUACCUGAAGGUUCUGUAGUGGCGUUCAAAGGUGUACGUGUUACAGAUUUUGGCGGCAAAUCACUUUCAAUGGGAUUUACUAGUACUAUGGUUCCAAAUCCUGAAAUUCCAGAAGGCUAUUCCUUGAAGGGUUGGUAUGAUACUACUGGGCGUCACGAGAAUUUUGCCUCCUUGAAGCAAGAUCCAGGUGCAAGUGCAUCUACAUCAAAUUUAAUGAAAUUUAUCUCUCAGCGUAUAACCAUUGCUACAGCUCAAGAGCAAAACUUGGGUAGAAAUGAUAAGGGCGAUUUUUUCAGUGUCAAGGCAGCUGUGAGUUUCCUUAAAGUUGACAAUUUUGCGUAUCCUGCCUGUACUAACGAAAACUGCAACAAGAAGGUCAUAGAACAGUCAGAUGGUACAUGGAGAUGUGAAAAAUGUGAUACCAAUAAUGAAUCUGUGGAUUGGAGGUACAUGCUAACUAUUUCUGUUAUAGAUGAAUCAGGUCACAUGUGGCUAACAUUGUUUAACGACCAAGCAAAGGAACUAAUUGGUGUCGAUGCGGCGACAUUAGUAAAUUUGAAAAAUGAUGACUCUGAUGAAUUUACGAAAAUCACCCAAAGUAUACAAAUGAACCAGUACGACUUUAGAGUAAGAGCUCGUGAGGACUCUUAUAACGACCAGACAAGAAUAAGAUACACGGUCGCGAACUUACAUAAACUCAACUACAAAGCAGAAGCUGAUUUUCUAGCGGGUGAACUGAGGGAAGUUUUUCUGGCUUAA
Molecule: messenger RNA, 1839 nt
Organism: Zygotorulaspora mrakii
Lineage: Eukaryota; Fungi; Ascomycota; Saccharomycetes; Saccharomycetales; Saccharomycetaceae
Gene: RFA1
Product: replication factor A subunit protein RFA1
Exons: 1
Coding region: 1-1839 (612 amino acids)
Biological process (GO): DNA recombination; DNA repair; DNA replication
Cellular component (GO): nucleus
Molecular function (GO): DNA binding
Source: RefSeq, a predicted model, not a curated record